Messenger RNA from Parnassius mnemosyne (clouded apollo), 783 nucleotides. NCBI's taxonomy places the organism in Eukaryota, Metazoa, Arthropoda, Insecta, Lepidoptera, Papilionidae. The record is from the annotation of a GenBank genome assembly.
AUGUCAGCCUUAAUUCAUGAAAAAGUAUGGUUGGACAAAACCACUUACAAUGAUGCUGAAAAGAACUAUUAUGAGUCCCUAUCAAAAGUACAAACUACUCCGCUCUUAAACUCAUCCCUAGCCAGUGAAGUGGCAAAGGCAAGACAACAUAUCAAAAACUCCUUAGAAUGUAUGGAUAGUGUAGCAACCUUAGCUGGUGUUCCAAAUACCGAACUUUUUAAUAAAUUAAACAAUUUGGAAAAAGAGAACAGUAAUUUAAAAAAAGCUAUCGAUGAUUUGCGCAAGUUGGUACUCGGCCUGCAAGCUAGAGUAGAGUCUUUAGAGUCUGGCACUGGAAAGAACACAAAAGCAGACACUUCAAAGCCUGCACCACCAGCACCUGAAACACAAGAUUCAGAUGACGGUGUUGACCUAUUUGGCUCAGAUGAUGAAGAAGAAAAUGCAGAAGCUGCAAAACUGAGAGAAGAGCGCCUUGCUGCCUAUAAUGCUAAAAAAGCUAAAAAACCGGUCCUCAUUGCAAAAUCUAACAUUAUUUUGGAUGUUAAGCCCUGGGAUGAUGAAACAGAUAUGGCAGCCAUGGAAAAAGCAGUAAGAGCUAUAAACACAGAUGGACUUCUGUGGGGUGCAGCUAAACUUGUACCUCUUGCUUUUGGUAUUCACAAAUUGCAAAUCUCUUGCGUUGUUGAAGACGACAAAGUUUCAGUUGAUUGGCUCACUGAGGAAAUUGAGAAAAUUGAAGAUUUUGUCCAAAGCGUCGACAUUGCUGCCUUUAACAAAGUUUAA